Molecule: messenger RNA, 2217 nt
Organism: Boleophthalmus pectinirostris (great blue-spotted mudskipper)
Lineage: Eukaryota; Metazoa; Chordata; Actinopteri; Gobiiformes; Gobiidae
Product: Na(+)/H(+) exchange regulatory cofactor NHE-RF3-like
Exons: 13
Coding region: 423-1922 (499 amino acids)
Biological process (GO): protein localization to plasma membrane
Cellular component (GO): apical plasma membrane
Molecular function (GO): signaling receptor binding; protein-membrane adaptor activity
Source: RefSeq, a predicted model, not a curated record
GCUCUUUUAAUAAACCAGAGAAUCUUAGGAAUGGCACUGAUGAAAAUGCUUGAAAAUAAUUCUUUAGGUCUGCACAUAGUUGCCUAUAGCUCCUUUUGAGGUCUGCUAUUCCAAAUUUGAGUUUCAACACUCACUCAUGCUUUGGCAAGGACUUGGGUGCAGAUGGGAACUCUGUCUCCUGAUGAGCCAGUGAUCUGUGAUGACUUGGAGCAAACUGAUGUUUGGACCUGAACCUCAAAACAAGACAGAAAAGCUUGUUGUAUUAAGCCCUCUUUGCUGCUGUUAUGCUUCAUCGUAUGAAAUGAGGUCAGUUUGUUCAUCUGACACAAAGAUUAAACAUUAAUCCUGGAGCUCUGGGAGGAGUCUGUGCUUGCCUGGGCACUGAAGUGUUUUCAUCUGCUCCACUGUCUGAGCCCUGAGACAUGAUGGGAGAUAUGGACAAGAGGACACUAACUGAAGGUAUUUUGGACAAAGACUUCACAGGAAAAUUCACAUUUAACCCAAAGGAGGGAAUAGAUAAUCCGAUCAUGGUCAUCACAGAUGACACAGACUCAGGGCCUCCGCGCCCACGCCUGUGUGUUCUCAAACGAGAGCAGGGUGAGUCUUAUGGCUUCAACCUCCGAGCAGAGAAGGGGCGACCCGGCCACAUCAUCAGAAGCAUUGCGUCCGGAGGGAUCGCUGAGCGCAGUGGGCUCAUGGAUGGAGACAGACUUCUGGAGGUUAACGGCUGCUUUGUGGAUGAUAUUUCGCACCAGGAAGUUUCAAGGAGGAUAAAUGUAAGUGGAAAUCAAAUUUCUGUAUUAGUGUUGAGUGGAGAUCAAUAUGAACAGGCCAAGUCUGAAGCUCAUGACCUCAGAAAUGUCGCUGUGGUUACCAAAUGUGAAAGCGUUAAACCUCCAAGACUCUGUCACAUCAAAAAAAACUCCACAUCUGGUCUGGGAAUUGGCUUUACUGCUGUCGAAGGGCAGAAGGGCCAUUUCACUGUGAACCUGGUACCUGGAGGAGCAGCAGAAAAGGCUGGUGUGUACAAAGGAGAUCGACUGGUCUGGAUGAAUGGGGGAAAUGUAGAAGAUCUAACACACUCUGCCUUAACCAAGAUGCUGAAAAAAAGUGGCAGUCAGGUCACUAUUCUGGUGGUUGAUGCUGAGAGUGAGAAAUACUACAACUCGCAGCGGUUACCCAUCCUCCCAGCUAUGGCUACACCACAUAAUCUUCCAUUUAAAGCCAGGAAAUUCCACCUGGUGCAAGAUAAAAAUGGCUAUGGCUUUAUACUGCGCCUUGAAAAGUCCCCAUCGGGCCGUACUGCUCAUGUUUUACGUGAGAUGGACCACGGUGGGCCAGCUGAGAAGGCAGGGGUGCGAGAUGGAGAACUGCUCUUAGAAGUGAAUGAAGAAUCAGUGAUGUCUCUGAAACAUGAGGAGAUCGUAGACAGAGUCAGGCAGAGUGGACAAGAAGUCACUAUUACCACGAUUACACCCAAAGGACUGGACUUUUACACCAUGCUGGGUCUAUCGCCUUUGCUUUUCUGUGAAGAGGUUAAAGAACAAGAUAGCAGUGUGCCAGCCACUUUGAUAAAUGAAGAAGAAGAAAACACUUGCAAGCCCAGAUUCUGCACUGUCCAAAAAGGAUCUCUGGGUUUUGGCUUUAACGUCAGCUCUGUUCCACAUAUGUCUGGAAAUUUCAUCAGCCAGGUUGUAGACGGUGGUCCAGGGCAUAAAGCAGGACUACGUGAAGGGGAUUUGAUGUUGGAGGUUAAUGGACACAAUGUGGAAAAGAAAAGUUUGGACGAUGUAAUUAUUCUAAUGAAAGAAGGCACAUCUUUAUCAUUGCGAGUUGUACAGAAACUUGACCACCAACAGCCAGCACCUGAGCCUUGUUCCAGUCAGGAGGAAGGCAAUACAGAUGAGAUAACAUAUUUGUGAAUGAAAGUUUACAAAGGUUACCAAGGGUGCAAUUGAGAAUAUGCUUUGCUGAUAUGUUGUUUUAGUGAAAAAGUAGCUGUAUUUUUAUGAAAUAUAAAUCACCUAAUUAAGUUUGCACUCUUGAAUUAAAACUGUUCAAACACAAUGUUUAUUAUCUGUAUAUAAUAAUAGGCAGUUAUUCAUAAUAGACUUAUAAUAUUUUUCACUUGGUUAAAUAAAGGUUAAUAAAUACAUAUAUUAUUAUUAGCUGGUAUUAUAAUAUAUAAUAUGUGUAAGUGUUUUCAUUUUAGUUAUG